Penicillium chermesinum is the source of this 1050-nucleotide messenger RNA. RefSeq lists its product as uncharacterized. Bases 1 to 1050 code for a protein of 349 amino acids. NCBI's taxonomy places the organism in Eukaryota, Fungi, Ascomycota, Eurotiomycetes, Eurotiales, Aspergillaceae. The record is from RefSeq and is a predicted model, not a curated record. The transcript is spliced from 2 exons.
AUGGCCGAGCCCACCAUCAUGGAGGUUCCUGCGACUAAUUAUCGCUCUCUAUUCAUUUUCUUCGGUUAUCUCGCACUGGCUGUCUUUUUUACCCUAACCUGUUGCCACACCAUCUAUACGAGAUAUCAGGAGCGCCAAAAGCGGAAUGACUGGGCCACGCCGCAAAAGCAAAAGCCCUUCUUUCUAUUCAGCUUCCUUUCGGCAUUGAGUCUCGGCAUGACAUGGUAUCAUAUGAUCAGGCUUUUUAUUUGGUCUUACCACAAUUGGGAAGCUAGUCCUAGCGGUGCAUUCUGGUCAGCUACAGAAAUGUCUCUUGUUGUACGCAUAGGCCUCUGGCUGAAAGAUACAUACGUCUUCCAAGAGGCCUGGGAGACUGUUUCCGUGAGCCCAACACGGGUUUGGUGGAGUGGUCAGAUUUUCGGAUGGACGAUUGGCUGGAGUCUUGUAUUAGGCAUUACUGGCCGGAGAUACGGCAUUCCAAGGGUCUGGGUCUACAUGCUUCUAGCCCAGGCUGUCAGUGUCUCUUUCGCGGCGAAUCUCUAUUUUGCUGCAGUUGCCGUGUCCAGAAAGGCAAACCCGAAGGAUGGCAUAUUUGCAUGGUCGCCACCACUGCUGGCUGAGCUCAUUCCUGUGGCAUUCUCACUUCUUGAUACCGUCGCGGUCCCAAUUUAUGCGUACAAGAAGGAAUUUAUGUGGGUAUUGAUGGCGCCGCACAUUGUCAUUUUCAUUCCUUGCGUGCUCAGGCCCAUAGGUGCCCUCCCACCAGCUAGCAAAGCGCAAGGAGAUCAGACUACCCGUCGAUAUGCUGUCUCCAUCAAGUGGGUUGCGGCUGCUUCAAUCUUACUGCUUGCACAUUUUACCGUCAUGAUGCUGCGAGAGGUCGGAACCGAUGUUCCUUAUGGUGAGGUUGCUCAGAUUUUGUUCGAUACGAUAUAUGUUCACCCGGCCUGCAGCAGUGUCAGCUGGGACGUGAUCAUGUGUACUGUGAGUGGCAUCGCCUGGGUCUAUGUGCACGAUUUCAACACGAGUCAUAUGGUCGGUGGCCGGUGA